Messenger RNA from Racocetra persica, 363 nucleotides. The record is from the annotation of a GenBank genome assembly. Lineage: Eukaryota; Fungi; Glomeromycota; Glomeromycetes; Diversisporales; Gigasporaceae.
AUGUCUAAUUUCAAAAGUCAAAGUUUCAAGUUCAGAGAUUCGGAAAGAGAAGUUGUUUCUGUUUUGAUCGAAAAUUAUGACUAUGAAUUUCAAAAAAGAGAAAGUGAAAUUCUUGAUGAUAUUAUUAUGGAAUUUAAAGAAUGGAUCUUCCGUGAACAAACAGAAACUGUUGGAUAUUAUCCGAGGCUUUUCGAAAAAUUAAAAGAAAUAGAAGAUAAAGAUAACGAAACUAAACUUCGCGGAAUAAAUGAGUUUCAGCUAUUAGUUCAAGAAAGAGAACUUAAAAGAAAAGGUCUUGCCGACAAUUAUGGACAAAAUUAUAUUAAUUUAUUGAAAAAACUUAAAUCUGAGAAUUUUUAUUAG